GCUUUAGCAAGAUGGUGACAAUAUUUGGGGAACUAUUGUCACGGGGUUGAAUCAAGAUGGCCACCAGGUUACGCCCAUCACAGCCCCAUCAGGGAAACAACAGCAGGAACUGCUGAAUGACAUCUACACACGGCAUGGGAUCGACCCGACUGAAGUAGAUUAUAUUGAAGCUCAUGGUACUGGAACCAAAAGAGGUGAUCCAGUAGAAGCUUCAGCUCUGGGAACCUUCUUUGAGAAAUAUCCACGCCAGCGCCACAUCGGGUCAGUGAAGACCAACAUCGGCCAUCUAGAAGCAGCUGCAGGUGUUGCCGGACUCAUCAAGGUCCUGUUGAUGAUGAAACACGACACCAUUGUGCCGUCCCUACACUUUGACAAGCCCAAUGAAGAAAUAGACUUUGACAGAUUUCAGUUUGUAGUACCAACAAAAACUUCUGACUGGAAACGUCAUAAAAAGAUUGCAAGUGUCAACUCAUUUGGCUUUGGGGGUAGCAACAGCCAUGCUGUGUUAACAUCAUUUACAAUGGAAACACCAGUAAUAAGUGACAUUGCUCUACCAGUUUGUUUUUCAGGCUCCACUGAGAAAACGUUAAACACAUCAAUAGCAAAAUUCAUUGAAAGUGGUAACAGUUCUCCUUUCAGUGCUGUUGCUUACACUUCAUGUAUGGCAAGAGAACAUUUUCCGUUAAGAAAAGCUUUCUUUGCAAACAAUCAUGCUAAUCUGAAAUCUCAAAUACAAGAAGAGUUACAAAAAGAGAAACCAGCCAUCUUUUUCGGAAAAAGAAAACAUUGUAUUUGUUUUUUGUGGCAUGGGGACAGCCUGGGAAGGAAUGUGCAAUGAUCUCAUCUCCAACAAUGAUCAGUUUAAGGAAAGCAUUUUGGAAAUUGACAAAUCCCUCUCCAGGUUUGUUCAGUGGUCCCUGAUGAAGCGGCUCCUUGAAUGUGAUGAUGUGAACGACCCGCUGUUCGGUCCAAUAGCCAUUUUUGCUUGUCAGGUGUCUCUCGCUCACCUGUGGGAAACCUGGGGGGUGAAGCCUGCAGCUGUUGUAGGUCAGUCAGUUGGGGAGGUGGCUGCAGCACAUGUUGCAGGAAUCCUGUCCUUGGAUGAAGCUGUGAGGGUCAUCUACCACAGGACUCGGAUCCUGGCUGAAGCCACGGGCGGAAAGAUGAUGCUUGUCCGGAAUGUUGAGACAGAACAAGUAAAGACAGCCUGUAGGAAAAUUCAGAGUAAGAUAGAUGUAGCUCUUUAUUACAGCCCAGUGUCGUGCACUAUCAGUGGGGAUGAGAGGUCCGUUCAGUUAGUCAAAGAGGAUUUGAAGCAUUCUUCAGAUAGUAAUGCACUGUUUCAUGAGCUCCCUGUUACAAGUGCGUUCCACAGUCACUUUAUGGACUCAGCAAGAGUUCAGCUUGAUGAAAUCUUAUCCGAUAUCAAGACAUCUAAGAUGACAAGCAGAUUUGUCUCGACAGUUGAUCCUGAUAUGGAUGAAAGUACAGUUAUGUCAAAGAUCUAUUGGGGCAUAAAUGUAAGAAGUCCUGUUAGACUUUGUGAUGCAAUCAAAAGCGCCACACAAACAUCCAAAAUGAACAUUUUUGUUGAAAUAGGCCCACGGACUGUACUAAAAUCACAUCUACGGGACAUCUUCAGAGAUUCUACCCCCUCUGUCACAUCCAUUCCUUCUCUUCACCCCAAAGCGAGUUACGGUGACAUUCUGCAGUCACUCCUCUUGUUGUAUGACUAUGGAGUUAACGUCAAAUGGGACACUUUCUUUCCUGAUAAGAUGCAAAUAACAAGCUAUCCAUCUUAUGUCUUCAAUACUAAGCCCCUGUUACUGGUGUCUGAAAGUAAACAACAGAUGCUCAAGGGUCAGAAGGAAACUGAAGGAGAUCACUUGUUUAUCAAAGGCAACACAGAGUCAGCAAGCUUAGUCAUUGACCCUCAGAGAUUCAAGAGUGUUUUUGAACACAAAGUGAAAGGAGCAAUCAUUUUACCAGGUGCCGUCCAUGCUGAGGCAGCACUUGCUUUAGCCAGAAUGAUUGACAUGUACCACCUAUGUACAAUCAGUGUUUCUGUGGCCUUCAAAAGCCCAGUCAAUCUUAAAUCUGGAAAAGUGACAAACCUGGAUAUAAAACAAUCUCACAGUGAAGUUGACUCCAGCAUUUUGAGUACAUUUGUUUUGAAGAAUGGAAGGACAGUCCACGCAGAAGCAAUAAUAAGGCAAACACCUGCGGAUGAAUCUCCAGAGAGAGUUGACCUUGGGCCAAUCAAAGAAAGAUGUAAACACUACUUAACUGGAGAGGAAGUGUAUCAACAUUUGGCAGCCAAUGGUUUCAACUACGGUGAAAUGAUGUCCGUUAUUUCAGGUAGCCAAACAGCUGGAAAUGAAAGCCUCACUGUACUUGAAGUUGGAUCUAAGCUCCAGAGAGAAGCACGUCACACAAUUCUUCACCCUGCAAUACUAGAUGGCAUGCUACAGACGCCUGCAACUGUCACGCAAGUGAUCAAAGAUAUGCUUCCAUACUCUGUAGAACAUGUGAUAGUCAAGAGGAAGACAGACAGAAAGAUGUUUGUGCAUUUGAAAGUGUUACAUGAAAGUGAAUGGUAUGUGUGCUAUAGCUCGUCACUGCUGACAACCGAAGGGUAUGUCAUUGCACACGUUGGAAAAUUUACAUUGAAAGCCAUGGGUAUAGAGUCCUUUGAUGUCAGGAGUGUUGCAUACACAAUUGAAGCAGAAGAAAUACAUCCUGAGCAUGACACUGACAGCAUAACAAACCUUGUUAUGUUUAGUGAUGAGAUGUCUUUGUCAAAGACCCCAAACUAUCCAUGGACAGUUCACCAUAUGUCCAUUUUAUAUGGCGAUAGCUAUGUUCCAGACCUUCGAGAGUCAUCUGAAUAGUAGUAAUGUUUCAAUCCAAGCCUCACUUCGUUCACAAUGGAAUGGAAAUGGAGAAAGAAUUGGAGGAGAAGAUCAUGCCUUUAAGA
Messenger RNA from Haliotis rubra (blacklip abalone), 2977 nucleotides. Its product is annotated as mycoketide-CoA synthase-like. Gene Ontology annotation, molecular function: fatty acid synthase activity. Gene Ontology annotation, biological process: fatty acid biosynthetic process. The record is from RefSeq and is a predicted model, not a curated record. The transcript is spliced from 2 exons. NCBI's taxonomy places the organism in Eukaryota, Metazoa, Mollusca, Gastropoda, Lepetellida, Haliotidae. Bases 807 to 2891 code for a protein of 694 amino acids.